AUGUUGGAAACCAAUACUGAGAGGGCUAACGCCCACCACGUUGAAACAUUUAACCGGCAAAGUGGUUUAUUCUCCGUAAAGACGCGUAGGUACAGGUUCAAAGGUGUGGAAAAGGGCGGAAACACACAAGUCGUGGACAUCAGAAGGGGUACUUGCACGUGCGGGAAAUGGGCCUGUCAUCGCCUUCCAUGUUCUCAUCUGAUUGCUGGGUGUAAUCGUAAUUCCAUAAACUGGAAACAGUGGAUCGGCCCUUACCACUACACUCCCGUUUUGCAAAAUAUGUGGGAGCCUAUGAUAUAUCCGUUACCAGCAACCGGCUAUUGGGAUGUGCAACUCCCAUUAGCAUGGCAAAGGUAUGGAACCGUGGUGCCGAACGAGGCCAUGCGAAAGAGAAGAGCAAAGCGAGGCCAAAGGGGGCAGUCGGUGAGAAUACGGACCGAGAUGGACGGUUCCCGAACGGGACACAAAUGUAGUCGGUGCAAGCAAGAAGGUCAUACAAAGCGGAACAAGAAGUGCCCCAUGUACAAUGCAUAA
This is a messenger RNA of Daucus carota subsp. sativus, 534 nucleotides long. RefSeq lists its product as uncharacterized. Lineage: Eukaryota; Viridiplantae; Streptophyta; Magnoliopsida; Apiales; Apiaceae. The coding region runs from base 1 to 534 and encodes 177 amino acids. The transcript has a single exon. Gene Ontology annotation, molecular function: zinc ion binding. The record is from RefSeq and is a predicted model, not a curated record.